This is a messenger RNA of Drosophila rhopaloa, 1135 nucleotides long. RefSeq lists its product as uncharacterized. Bases 59 to 901 code for a protein of 280 amino acids. Lineage: Eukaryota; Metazoa; Arthropoda; Insecta; Diptera; Drosophilidae. The record is from RefSeq and is a predicted model, not a curated record. The transcript is spliced from 4 exons. Gene Ontology annotation, molecular function: acyltransferase activity, transferring groups other than amino-acyl groups.
UCUGCUGGGUUUGUUUGUCAGUAUAUUUUUUCCAGUCUCAGUUACAAUUAACAAUACAAUGGACUCAACAUUACUACCAAUUUCUCGUGAACAGUGGCCAGCGUUGAGAGAUUUAUAUGCCAGCGAUCGAACAAAUCUCACGGGUUUCGAUCUAAUAAACUACUUUAUAAAUUAUAAGCCCUCAUCCGGUAAUGACUCAAUAAAGAUUUAUACAGCUGAUAAGGACUGGAUCACUCAUGGCAGCUAUAUACUUAUUCAUCAAUUGGAAAGCAAGGCCUAUAUUUACCUCGAUACCGUUUGUGGCUCCCUAGAGGAUCUAGGUUCAUUGUUGUGUUCUCUUGACCUGAAAGUAUUUCACUUGAUUUGUGGCUAUGAAGAACGUCUAAAGCCACUAGUUGAGCAAUAUUGGUUACAUUUGGGUCAGGACUUGGAUGAACUAGAGCAUCAGGGCACUAUAGUUUAUCACCUUUCGAAAUCUAAAAUACCACUUUGGAAACCAAGCUUAAGUACCUCAAUUAAAGUUGGUUGUCUAAGUGCAAGUCAUGCGGCCUUGGUAGAUCAACACUGGGCUUAUCGGUCAACCGAUUCAUUGCCUUUGAUAAGGGGGUUUAUAGAGAACGGCGCUACUUCUGGUGUUUUGGAUACCAUUGGAGAACCCUUGGCAUGGUGUCUUAGAUCUCCCCAUGGCAGCCUGAGCAACUUGCAUGUUUUGCCCUCCCAUCGUCGGCAAGGAUUGGGAUCUUUGGCUGUGCGCUUUAUGGCUCACGAAAUUAAGGCCACGGGCUCUGAAGUUCUGGCUACAGUUGUUUUCGAAAACAAAAGCUCCCAAAAAAUGUUUGAGAAAUUGGAUUUUAAGCCCAUCAAUAAACUGUACUGGGCUGUGGUUCCAUCUUUUUAUUAAAUAAUAAAAAGGGGUCAAGUGUGUUGAUUGUAAUUAUUAACCGAAAAAGUUUUUUUAAGCCUCUACCAGUCUUCUAGCUGUUACAUACUUUCCAACGAAUACAAUAAACGCUUUUAAUCUACGAUUAACGGAUACCAGUUAUUUGCAUAGAAAUGUAAAAACUUGUGUAUUAUAUAAUCUCAUUCUCUACUAUACAAAAAAUAAAGACGUAAUCAACGAUAAUUUCACACGGAA